AAUUCGGUUUCAUUCUAAAGAAAUUAGUGAAUACUAGUUUGAUUUUUGAAAGUAUAUUUUAUUAUCAGUUUCGCUUAGCGAGCAGUUAUCCGUAACAACUGUGUAAGCGUAUAGUAAUAGCGAAAAGCAGACAAUAUUUUAGUUCACAAAACUUAUUGCAAAUCGCUUUUCAAAUAAACAACUGUAAGCGUCGAGAUCCCGACAUUAUCAAGUUUUGUAAACUAUAUUUCCCAGAAGCACUUGCUUCUGCAUCGCACAUGCUCAUCUGUUUUGCAUGGUAGUUCGCGGGUACCGUAUGGCAAUGGAGGUAGAUUCUGGGUCGUUGUUGUCCAGUUGCUCUGUCGAUGAAGAAGGGGAAUUUGAUUCAAUAGCUCGGCAAUCAGCUGAUUAUGAGCUCGACGGUUCUUUGUCUUCUUUGAAAGAUGAGUCUGACGAAGAAGAGGAUUAUAGAGUAGCUGAUGCAGCAACAACAGAGACUUGUAAAAGGUUGAGCGAAACGGGAGACUUUGCAGCUAAGGAAUCCGACGGAGAGGACGACGAGCGUAUGGUAAACCUGUCUGAGCUGAAUCCUUAUAUCCUGUGUUCCAUCUGUAAUGGUUAUUUUAUAGAUGCUACAACCAUCACAGAGUGCCUUCAUACCUUCUGUAAAAGUUGCAUAGUGAAACAUUUCUACUACAGCAAUAGAUGUCCAAGAUGCAACAUCAUUGUACAUCAGACACAACCUCUUUACAAUAUCAGAUUAGACAGGCAGUUGCAAGAUAUAGUGUACAAACUUGUUGAAAAGCUGGAACAGAAUGAAAAGAAAAGAAUUCUGAGUUUCUACAAAGAAAGAGGCUUAGAUGUACCCAGACCUGUAGUGCCUCAACCUCAACCUCUUCCUGUUGGCAAAGUGGGCAGGCCUAAAAAGGCUUUGACAGCUGUGUUCAGGAUGCCACCAGAGCUUGAUUUGUCACUGUUGCUGGAAUUUAUUGGGGCUGAGGAUGGCACUGGGAAGUUCAAGCCCCUAGAAAAGAAGUUUGUGCGUGUCUCAGGAGAUGCAACCAUAAGACAUGUUGAAAUGUUCCUCCGGAAGAAGAUGGAUUUGGAUACUGCAUGUCAAGUUGAUAUAAUCUGUGGAGAUCACCUUCUAGAACACUACCAGACCUUAAGGGAAAUUCGAAAUGCUAUUGGUAGCACUGCAAUGCAGGAUGGGUUGCUAGUACUGCAUUAUGGACUGGUAUUGUCACAUGUAUCAUUGACAUAGAGAAGAACAGCCGAAGAAGAAGCCAUAAAAUGUGUACAUCACCACUGUCGUCUCUUUAAGAGGAGUAUUUUUUAACCAGCUGCCUGAAAAUUAGGGUUCUUUAUCAUUUUGCACAUUUUAUGUGGCUGACUUGAAGACCUUCACAACUAAUGUGCUUGCUGACUGAAGGACCAAAGAAGACCACUGCACUUUAGUUUCAUCAUGAUGUGAAUGUUCAUCUGUGAUGCAUUCGGGAGAGUACGACAAAGUGAGCAUUCUGAGCAUGCAGUCAGCUACAGGCAGAAACAGGUAAUGUAGUUAUGCUUGCCUGUGUACAGCGAGUCAGUAGGCAGCAGUCUCUUACAGCUCAGACUGUUUCACAUGAAGUGAAGACUGUGUUCCCUCUUUCAUUAGCAAGAGUGUGGGAAGACGUCCUGUGGAAUACUUUUGUGUGCUGCUUACGGACUGCAACUCAAGGAGGAAUCUCAGGUUUCUUUGUGUAAAUAUGAAAAAAAAGGUCAUUGGGAGCUUGACUGUAAGUUUACACAGACAUUUACAGUCAUAUUAAGAUAGUAUCUGUAUGAUCAGCUCAGAAAGCUUUACAUUUAUUUUGUUUUUUUUUUUUGGAUUUUAUAUGAUGCACUUCCCAAUUUUGUGUAAUCCAUGGAGACAUGAAUAGAUGGAUUUAACAGUCAUUGAACAUUUCAGUCUAUGCUCGUACACAUUUUUGAAGGGGUGUAGAUGCCUGCUAAUAUCUUUCUCAUCUGAAAAGCAUUUUCCAUAAUUUUGUUUCACACUGGCUCUGAAAUGCCACAGUUUCGUACAUGUUAAAGUUGGCCAUCUUUGCUUAACAGGAAUACAUGAACUAACAUGUUUGGCAUGUUGUGACCCUUUCACUAUUGACAUAUGUGUAUUGAUUUGAAAACCUGACGUUAUGACUGUUUACUUGCUGUAUGCAAGUUAACCAGUUUAAUCACAUUCUGUCUGUUCAUGCACAACUUUGCAAUAGUGACUGAUGGCUGUGUAUGGGAAAAAAACAGACAGGGAGAGGCAGAAAGAAGUUUAAAGCUGAGGAACCAGCUGUACAUGAUUCAAUUAUGUAGCUAUGAUAAAACAAAAUAAAUGAUUACACUGUA
Protopterus annectens (West African lungfish) is the source of this 2358-nucleotide messenger RNA. RefSeq names its product polycomb group ring finger 6 (gene PCGF6). Gene Ontology annotation, cellular component: PRC1 complex. Lineage: Eukaryota; Metazoa; Chordata; Ceratodontiformes; Protopteridae. Gene Ontology annotation, biological process: regulation of transcription by RNA polymerase II. Bases 275 to 1243 code for a protein of 322 amino acids. The transcript is spliced from 10 exons. The record is from RefSeq and is a predicted model, not a curated record.